This is a messenger RNA of Umbelopsis ramanniana AG, 2133 nucleotides long. RefSeq lists its product as uncharacterized. The coding region runs from base 194 to 1819 and encodes 541 amino acids. Gene Ontology annotation, molecular function: heme binding; monooxygenase activity; iron ion binding. The record is from RefSeq and is a predicted model, not a curated record. Lineage: Eukaryota; Fungi; Mucoromycota; Umbelopsidomycetes; Umbelopsidales; Umbelopsidaceae. The transcript has 8 exons.
CUUGCUUUGACAUUUUGAUUACUUCGAGGGUAAGGGAUAUUACAGAGUGCAAAGUGUAUUUCUUUGAACCGGGGUGUGCUCCUUGACUGCGGAUCUGGUACAAAUUGAGAUUCGGAUAAAAGCACUACCGAAUUUCAUAUUUUAUGGCAUAUUUACUUCGCCACAGCUACGUCUUUCUUCUUACCCUGAUACCAUGACUUCCUUACAAGUAUUGGCAGACAGUACAAAUCAGCACUUGGAAAACCUCAGCUCCUUUUAUGCACAGCAUAUUCUACCAUAUGUCAAAGGCAGAUCCUCAAAGACCUACAUUGCUGCUGCUAUAGCUGCCCUCUUUAGCUACCGAGUUUACAAGAUGGUGCAUGUGCCAAAGAACCUCAGACACAUACCUGCUGUCCCGUUCUGGCCAUAUAUGACAUCAGUUUUGUCAGGUGAAGGUAUCGAUAUAAGAGCUCGUAAAGUAAUCCUUCCGGUACUGGCCAAGUCACCAAACGGACUGUAUCUGAGACCGAAUCAGCGCGGAUGGUCCGUAGGUGUUGCUGCUCCUUCAGCAAUGAAAACCUUAUUCCUUCGUAUUGGCGACUAUCCAAAAGACCAAAAGCUCCUUAGAAAUCAACAUUCGUUAGCAUUCAAGUUUAUUGGUAGUCAAAACAUAGUUGCAUUGAAUGGUCCUGUUUGGAAGAAGCAUCGCAUGAUUGCGAAUCCUGCUUUCCAUCGAUCUAUGCCUGUCAAACUAUUUGGUAGAUUAAGCGAAAAGAUGAUGCUACAGUUUGAAAAAGAAGGAGAUGGACUUGAAAAUGUCGAUGUUCCAAAUUUCUUGCAGCGUUUCACCCUGGAUAUAAUUGGUCUUGCAGCCUUUGGUUAUGAUUUCGAAGCUCUGGAAAAACCUGGCAACGAAAAGGUUAACGCCUAUGAAGAUAUAUUAACUGGUGUUCGAAACCCUCUCCAUUUCUUCUUCCCUAUUCUAGAUAGACGUUUCCUUUGGGCUAUGCCAAAGCGGAGGGAGUUGCAUACAAAACUCGGAGAUAUGAAUAACGUAUUCAACAACAUCAUCGAAAACAAACGUCAAACUUUGGCUACUUUAAAGGGCUCGAUCGAAGAUGCAGAGAAGGAUUUGCUUACCUUGAUGCUUGAAGCGAAUGAGGAAUCAAAUGAUGCCGACCAUCGGCUUUCGAACUCAGAGCUUCGUUCUGAUUUGGUCGUUUUCUUCGUUGCAGGCCACGAUACUACAUCCAAUGCUCUAUCGUUUGCGUUAUAUUAUUUGGCCGUUAACCCUCAUAUACAAGAAAAGGCUAGAAAGGAAGUCAUUGAUAUACUUGGCGAUGGCAACGACGUCGUGCAUCCUACUUCUACGCAGUGCACAGAAAUGAAAUAUCUAUACAUGAUAAUUAAGGAGACGCUACGAAUGAGUCCGCCUGCUCAAAACAGCUCUCCGCGUGAAGGUGCUGAGGACAUAGAGUUAGCAGGAUCGCUCAUUCCAAAAGGAACCGUCUUGAAUGCUGACAUAUUUGUCAUGCAACACAACCCAGCUAUUUGGAAAAACCCUGAAACCUUCUAUCCCGAGAGAUUCGCUCCAGGGGCUGAAAGCGAAUCAAAAGCUGGUACUGGUCUUGCUUGGGUGCCUUUUGGAAAUGGACCAAGACAGUGCAUAGGAAUGAACUUCAGUCUAGCGGAACAAAAGGUACUGCUUUCCAUGCUUCUUCGAAAGUUCACUUGGGAGUUGCCCGAAAACUCUAUCAAUAAGGAUGGAUUAGUGUUGAAUGGAGGAAUAUCCAUCAUUUCUCCCCGAGAUUUGCACCUGAAGUUCACUCCACGAUUCUAGAUCUUUCAAUUCUAAGUACACUUGUUUUAUGUUAUAUAUUCACUAUGCCAUUUAUCAAUGCAUCAACUUGAAAACAUCUAUUAUAGUUGACGAAGUAAUUUUGUACCUUACUGACUGCGUUGUGUAUGUUAGUUGGUGGUGGAAAGCUACUGCCAAGUUACUACAACAUUAUCCUGUCGUAAACAACAUGCUUUUUGUCAUCUGAGGGUUUUCUGUGCACGCACCAUGUAUACGUUUCACGAACAACAUGAAAAACUCCUCUUUAUGAACAUUUGCAUAAUGCAUUGUUAGUGUCUGAUAUAAACUCAUUCCAU